GCUCCCGGGCUCAGAUUCUUGCAUGGCUCAGUGACUAAAGGUUGUUCACCCAGGAUUCUAAGGACUAGGGGUUCAGACUUCUGUGGGCAAGAAGCUAUCGCCUGAACUCUGGGUUUCUGAGGGGACUGGGAGCUAAACUCGUAGGACCUCUGCCUGCAGCAUGGUGCAGUUGGGGGAGGUUGACAGGGGGUCAGAAAAUCUGGUCUUAAGUCUUAGAGUUGGUGGAUUUAGCCACCAAUAUCUCUCCCACCCCCACACAGGCCCAGGAGGAUUUGAAAAUCCCCAGACAGUGAACAUCUGUCCUAAACCCUAGGGGGCAGGGGGGGCUGGAGGCCUGAACUCCUGGGUCCUGGGGGAGAAGGGGCUGGAGGCCUGGACUCCUGAGUCUGAGGGGGAAAGGCCCUGGGGGCUCAGACUCCUAGGUCUGGGGGACUCAAUUUCUGGCUUCUGUGUUGAGGAUUCAGCACCUGGCUUUUGAAAUAGGUUGGGCUUGGGGCAGAGACUCCUGAGUCUCUGGAAGGAAGUCAGGUAGUGAGGCUGUUUUUCCAGAUACCUGAUAUUGCUUCCCCUUCCUGACCCGCUGGGGCCACAGCAUGGAAAGAUAGAGAGCCUGAGGUCCCAGGAGCACCCAGGGAAGGAAAACAGCCAAGGGAGAGGGUGGUAGGUUUGUGCUAAUUAAAGGUCACGGCAACUAACAGCCUUACACCCUGGCCCUCGAGGACACCAUCUGGUGAGGGCCCCUAGGACAGACCCCCCACCUCUGUGUUCAGGUCUGUGUUCAGUCCAGUCCCCAGGGGGCAUGGGAGGCGGCUGGGAGAGGGAAGGUGGGAGGGAAGAAGGGAGACUAAAGGGGGCACCAUACAUAUGGAGCUGUGAGGGCUCAGGCCAGAUGCUGCAGCUUGUUCCUGGAGGAGGACCAGACUGGGGGAGGGGCUGCCGAGGGAGGGGGAGGAAAAAAACAAGCCAUUUCAAUCCCCCCAGGAGAUAAGCAGGCAGGAGAAGGUUAGCCCGUGAGAGUGUGUAUUUCCUGCUGGCAUGGGGAGACCAGGCCAACCAGCAUGUGGUAUAAAAUUUGAGGAUGUGUGGAUAUGAGGACAGAGACAGAGAAGGAAACAGAAGAAAGGUUGGCUGAGAAUACAUAUUUAUUGAGCUCCCGGUGUGUGAGAGAGAUGGGGGGAGGGGGUUGGGGGGACGAAUAGAGAUGACAGAGACAGAAAGACAGAAAAAGAGAGACCCGGAGAGGCAGAGAGAGAGAAACAUACAAAGAGACAGUGAAAGAAUUCGAGUUGAAUAAGAAGAAAUGCUGAGCUCCUAACGAGAGGACACAGAAAAAAGACAUUAAAACAGAGGUGGAGAGAGAAAGAGAAAGAGAAAACCAGAUGGACAGAGGGAAAGAGAGACAGAUGUAGAAGGAAAGAGACUGGGCAGGGAUGGUGAGAAAUUCAAACAGGGGAGCCACAAACUAGAGCUUGUGCAGUCCUUGCCAAAGGGCCCCCACGCUGGGCUCGCUGCUGUACCCACACUUGGUGCUGGUGGUCUAGGACCCUGCCUUCACUCCCAACCACGCCGGCGGCCCCACGGCCACCCUCACCCUGAGAUACACCCUCACCUGCUCUCCACAUGCUUCCACAAACCAUAGUCUACGGUUGCCCUCCCCAGUUCUCACGCACGCUCACAUGCUGGCUUGCACACUUUUGCACACAUGCACACACAGAUAUCUUCACUGCCCCCCACACUCUCAGCUUCUCACACACACUCUUGCACAGAGAUCUCUGACGUCACUGCAGGGGCUGAUGUCUUCUCGGGGAGGGGAGGGGUUUGCCGAGGUCACCUUCCAGGGCAGGGGAUAGCUGGGGAGUCCUACCUCCCACGCUGGGCCCAGCUUUCUUUUUCCCAUGUCGAGCUCCUGGGUUCACAGGGACCAGGGAGGCACCGAGGAAUGUGUCUGGCAUGUGCUGACGGGGAAUUUCAUGCCCCAGCUGGGCUGGGAGGAGCCUGCUGGGCAGAGGCCCAGAGCUGGGGAUGCCUGAGGGCACCUGGGGGAGGUGGCAGAGAACGGACCCCAGCUCUGCCACUGUCCACAACAGCCUCAUUGCUCUUGGGGCUCAUGGGGCCUGCUGGACCCUGAGCAGCGGAUCUUCGUCGAGAGGCUGUGAGUGGCAAGAGAAGGCGAGCAGGGGUGGGUGUGGGGGGCAGGACAGAAGAAAGAGAAACAGAGAGGGACUGACAGAGAGGGAGACAGAGACUCAGAGACAGAAGCAUCUUUGACAGGGAGAGAGAGAGAGUUUGGGAGAGAAAGAGAGACAGACAGAAGGGAGAGAAACAGACAGAAACACAGGAAGAAAGGAAAACAGAAAGAGAACGAGAGAGAUAGAAAACGAGACACAAAGAAAAAGAAGAAACGGACACGGACAGAGCCAGACACAGGAGGCGGGCGAUGGGAGCUGUGGGAGCCACAGGCAGAGGGCCUGGGCUGGUACCCAGUGCCCUAAGAACUCCCCUCCGUGCUACCCUGCUGCUCAUGGGGGUGCUGGCCACAGGCCUAGCUCAGUCACAGAUUCCUGCCUCUGUCCCUCGUGACUUCUGGGCCCUGCCUGAAAACGUGACGGUCUUGGAGGGGGCCACAGCCGAGCUGCGGUGUGGAGUCAGAGCCCCUGGCAGCACAGUGCAGUGGGCCAAAGAUGGACUUCUUCUAGGCCCUGACCCUAGGAUCCCCAGCUUCCCGCGCUACCGCCUGCAGGGGGACCCUGAUAAAGGUGAAUUCCACCUGCACAUCGCAGCGUGUGACCUCAGUGAUGAUGCAGAGUAUGAGUGCCAAGUCAGCCGCUCAGAGACGGGCCCCGCACUUGUGUCACCCAGAGUGAUCCUCUCUGUCUUGGUGCCCCCCAAGGUGCUUCAGAUGACCCCUGAGGCAGGGAGCUCGGUCACCUGGGUAGCUGGGCAGGAGUACGUGGUCAGCUGUGUGACUGGGGAUGCAAAGCCAGCAGCUGACAUCGCCUUUCUCCAGAGUGGACAAACAAUUUCCGGUAUCUCUGCUAAUGUGAACGCGGGGUCCCAGGAGAAACUCUUCACCACGGAGGCCACAGCCAGGGUGAUACCCCAGAGCUCGGACAAUGGGCAGUUACUGGUCUGUGAGGGGUCCAGCCCAGCUUUGGACACGCCCAUCAGGGUCUCAGUCACCAUGAAUGUUCUGUUCCCCCCAGGACCCCCUGUCAUUGAGUGGCCAGAUCUGGACGAGGGGCAUGUGCGAGCAGGGCAGAACUUGGAGCUGCCAUGUGUGGCCCGAGGGGGGAACCCACUAGCCACACUGCAGUGGCUAAAGAAUGGCCAGCCUGUGUCCACAGCAUGGGGCACAGAGCAUGCUCAGGCGGUGGCCCGCAGCGUGCUGGUGAUGACUGUGAGGCCAGAGGACCAAGGAGCACGGCUCAGCUGUGAGGCCCACAACAGUGUGUCCACAGGGACCCAGGAACGUGGAGUCACCUUGCAGGUCACCUUCCCCCCCAGUGCCAUUACCAUCCUGGGAUCUGUAUCCCAGUCUGAGAACAAGAACAUGACACUCUCCUGCAUCACCAAGUCCAGUCGCCCACGGGUCCUGCUGAGAUGGUGGCUGGGCUGGCGGCAGCUGCUUCCCACGGAGGAGACAGUCAUGGAUGGCCUACAUGGUGGCUACGUCUCCAUGUCCAACCUGACGUUUCUGGCGCGGAGAGAGGACAACGGUCUGAGUCUCACAUGUGAGGCCUUCAGUGAGGCCUUCACCAAGGAGACGUUCAAGAAGUCGCUCACCCUGAAUGUGAAAUAUCCUGCUCAGAAGCUGUGGAUUGAGGGGCCCCUAGAAGGGCAGCGGCUCCGGGCUGGAACUCGGGUGAGGCUGGUGUGUUUGGCCAUUGGGGGCAACCCAGAACCUUCUCUCACCUGGUUCAAGGACUCACGCACCGUGACCGAGCCGCGGCCGCCUCAGGAGCCGCGGCGGGUGCAGCUGGGAAGUCUGGAGAAGUCGGGGAACACUUUCUCCCGCGAGCUGGUGCUGGUCAUCGGUCCGUCCGACAAUCAGGCCAAGUUCACGUGCAAGGCUGGCCAGCUCAGCGCGUCCACGCAGCUCGUGGUGCAGUUUCCCCCAACUAACGUGACGAUCCUGGCCAACACAUCUGCGCUGCGCCCCGGGGACGUGGUAAACCUGACGUGCGUCAGUGUCAGCAGUAAUCCCGCGGUCAACUUGUCGUGGGACAAGGAGGGAGAGAGCCUGGAAGGCCUGGCCGCGCGGCCCCGGAGCGCCCCAUACAAAGGCUUUGCCGCGGCCAGGAGCACCCUCCUGCGAGUGUCAUCCCGCGACCACAGCCACCGCGUGACCUGCCGCGCCCACAGCGUCGAGCUCCGAGAAACCGUGAGCUCCUUCUACCGCCUCAACGUGCUGUACCGCCCGGAGUUUCUGGGGGAGCAGGUACUCGUGGUGACCGCAGUGGAGCAGGGCGAGGCCCUGCUGCCCGUGACCGUGUCUGCCAACCCCGCUCCCGAGGCCUUCAACUGGACUUUCCGCGGCUACCGCCUCAGCCCAGCUGGCGGCCCCCGGCAUCGCAUCCUAUCUGGCGGGGCUCUGCAGCUGUGGAAUGUGACCCGCGCCGACGACGGCUUCUACCAGCUACACUGCCAGAACUCGGAGGGCACCGCGGAGGUGCUUGUGCGUCUCCAUGUGCACUAUGCUCCCACCAUCCGCACUCUUCGGGAUCCCACUGAGGUGGAUGUCGGGGGUUCUGUGGAAAUAGUCUGCACCGUUGAUGCCAAUCCCGUCCUUCCAGGGAUGUUCAGUUGGGAGAAGCUGGGGGAAGAGGAGGAGGACCAUAGCCUGGACGACAUGGAGAAAAUGUCAAAGGGGUCCACAGGGUGUCUGAGGAUUCACCAUGCCAAACUGGCACAGGCUGGCGCAUACCAGUGCAUCGUGGACAAUGGGGUGGCACCUCCAGCCCGAGGGCUGGUCCGUCUUGUUGUCAGAUUUGCCCCCCAGGUGGAGCACCCCACUCCCCUAAGUAAGGUGGCUGCAGCUGGAGACAGUACCAGUUCUGCUACCCUCCACUGCCGUGCCCGAGGUGUCCCCAACAUUGUCUUCACUUGGACCAAAAAUGGGAUCCCGCUGGACCUCCAGGAUCCCAGGUACGUGGAGCACACAUACCACCAGGGUGGGAUCCACAGCAGCCUCCUGACCAUUGCCAACGUGUCUGCAGCCCAGGAUUACGCCCUCUUCACGUGCACAGCCACUAACCCCCUUGGCUCGGACCACACCAAUAUUCAACUCGUCAGCAUCAGCCGCCCUGACCCCCCAUCAGGAUUAAAGGCAGUGAGCAUGACCUCGAACUCGGUGGGGCUGGAGUGGAAGCCUGGUUUUGAUGGGGGCUUGCCACAGAGGUUCCGCAUCAGAUAUGAGGCCCUGGAGACUCCAGGGUACCUCUACAUGGAUGUCCUACCACCCCAGGCUACCACCUUCACACUGACUGGGCUGCAGCCUUCUACACGUUACAGGAUCUGGCUGCUGGCCAGCAAUGCCUUGGGAGACAGUGGACUGACUGACAAGGGGACCCAGCUCUCCAUUACCACUCCAGGCCUAGACCAGCCUUCUGGGGAACCUGACUACCAGCCUCCCACAGGGCAGCCUGCGGGACCCUCGGGGCUGCCCCUGCUGCCUGUGUUAUUUGCUGUUGGGAGUCUUCUGCUGCUUUCCAAUGCCUUCUGUAUUGGGGGAUUUCUCUGGAAGUGGAGACUGAGGCAUCUUGCUGAGGGCAUCUCGAAGAAGACAGAAGCAGGGUCGGAGGAGGAGCGGGUCAGGAAUGAAUAUGAGGGGAGCCAGCUGACGGGAGACCGGGACACUCGAAGCUCCACGGUCAGCACCUCAGAGGUAGAGCCAUAUUACUACUCCAUGAGGGACUUCAGCCCUCAGCUCCCCCCCACGCUGGAGGAAGUGCCUUAUCCCCAAGGUUUCACAGGUCUUGAGGAUGAAGAUAUGGCCUUUCCUGGGCCCCUAUAUGAUGAGGUGGAAAGACUGUAUGCCCCAUCUGGGGCCUAUGGAGCCCUCUACGAUGAAGUACAGAUGAGCCCCUAUGACCACCACUGGCAUGACCACAAGUAUGAGGAGCCAAGAGGAAUCUAUGAUCAGGUGGCGGGAGACUUGGACACCGUGGAACCCGAUCCUCUACCCUUUGAGCUGAGGGGACAUCUGGUGUGAAAGCCUUCUCAACACCCUUUUCCCACAGCCCCCAGCACAGAAAACUCCUACCGUCAUCUUCCUUCCUGUUCAUUCUAUAGGACACAGAGGGACACAGGAGAAGACAUGGAUAUAAAGGACAGAAAAUGAUUUAAGCUGGUGUCAAAGU
Loxodonta africana (African savanna elephant) is the source of this 6359-nucleotide messenger RNA. It is a transcript of the gene NPHS1, whose product is annotated as NPHS1 adhesion molecule, nephrin. Bases 2438 to 6211 code for a protein of 1257 amino acids. The record is from RefSeq and is a predicted model, not a curated record. Lineage: Eukaryota; Metazoa; Chordata; Mammalia; Proboscidea; Elephantidae. Gene Ontology annotation, molecular function: cell adhesion molecule binding. The transcript has 29 exons. Gene Ontology annotation, biological process: cell-cell adhesion. Gene Ontology annotation, cellular component: cell-cell junction; plasma membrane.